Alternaria ventricosa is the source of this 1233-nucleotide messenger RNA. RefSeq lists its product as uncharacterized. The transcript has a single exon. Bases 1 to 1233 code for a protein of 410 amino acids. The record is from RefSeq and is a predicted model, not a curated record. Lineage: Eukaryota; Fungi; Ascomycota; Dothideomycetes; Pleosporales; Pleosporaceae.
AUGUCAGAGGCGCAGGCGAGAAAGAGCAAAAUCACGGACGAGAAGCUAGGUGAACAAUACAGGGACAAGGCUUUCUCUCCUCCCACUCACUACACUCUCGCAAAAGCCGUCAAUUUUGCCAGUAUUCGAAAGAGGAUGUUCGCGAAGCGAGAGCAAUCUCGAUCAGACACAAUCAAAGACACCAAGGACACGACCAAAGACACCAAGGACACAACCAAAGACCCCAAGGACGAGAAAGACGACAGCAUUUACGCGAAUGACGCCGAUCUCCUCCGAGACUUACUGCCAACUGCGGUGGAACAAGAGAAGUUCUGGUUAUGGGUACACACGGAAGACAAGUUGGCCCGAACAAUGCCUGAAGCCAGAGAGGCCAAGGAAUACUUCAACGCUCUCGCCCACACUGAUUAUUCCAACGAGUCAUCUCUGAGACAACUAUUCGCAGUGCUCCAAGCAUACGCCUAUCCUUACAUACCCGCCGGGUCUCACAACGAUUACCGCUAUCGCCUCAACCCGUCCCUGACCACACUAGGACCCGAUGACGACCGAACCGACUUCGAUGACACACGCGACUUUGCCGCCGAGCCUAUCAUUGCCGUAACUCUGGUGGGAAAACAGAUUAGAUGCAAGGACGAAAGAGAGGACCGCAACAGACGAAGGCGCAAAGACGAUACGGACUCGUCCUACCACAGUGAAUCCAGCACAGAAAGCAGCAUUAUGGGAAAUGACAGCACUGGAUUCGUAUGCUUUCAAAUAGGAAAGCUCCUUGCAGCCGAAGAGGAAUACUGGUCAGCAAACGGCAAACUAUCCAAGGACGAGGACGCCCCAUGGACACCGACAGACUGGGUCAUGGUCGUCGUUAUCGAUGCCGACAACACGGCCGGCGCUGUUUGGCUGCUACAGAACUUCGAGCCGACCAUCGAGAACACGUCUGAUCAGUACAUGAUCGACGAGGCGGAUCCCUACCGAUGGGGUUACUUCGAGGGCGACUUACAGAAGAGUCCCCGGCCAAUGCAACGUGGUGGUGUGAAGAUCGCGCACAAGAUCACUGACCUCUCCAAGACUUUUCAGUGGACCCAGGAUGAGUAUAUUUUGGGCAAGUACGACAUCUUGCAGGCAGUACUAGCGGAGCGUAGCGGGGAUGGGGCGCCUUUCAUCAUCAGACAAUUCCUACCGGCUAAGGCAGACGACUCGACGCCGGAUGUCUCGGGGCUGAGCUUUGGAGACGACUACUAG